Messenger RNA from Centruroides sculpturatus (bark scorpion), 1524 nucleotides. RefSeq lists its product as uncharacterized. The transcript is spliced from 2 exons. The record is from RefSeq and is a predicted model, not a curated record. Gene Ontology annotation, molecular function: catalytic activity. NCBI's taxonomy places the organism in Eukaryota, Metazoa, Arthropoda, Arachnida, Scorpiones, Buthidae. Bases 1 to 1524 code for a protein of 507 amino acids.
AUGUUGAGUAAUCUAAAUAGAGAACCUGACAAAGUUAAUAUAGAGGAAUUUAAAGAUUCGGAUAUUAGAAUUUUAUCUUGGAACGUUCAAGGACUUAGAAAUAAGUUUUCCGCCUGCUAUUUUGAUAAAAUCUUAACGAAGUAUGAUAUUAUAGGAUUGGAGGAAACGUGGGUCAAUAAACUAAAUACAAAUGAGGAAUAUCUUCUCCAGGCCUUUGAAUAUUUACAAGUUCCAGCAGAAAAAAAUCUAGGUGUAGGUCGACCAAAAGGAGGAAUAAUGUUAAUAAUGAAAAAAUCUCUGGGUGAAAUGAUUUAUAGUUUUUCAACAACUUACUUUAUAUUCUCAUUAAUUAAAUUGGAGUCUCCUAAAUUUAAUAAUCAAUCAGAUAAUAUUCUGGCAAUAAUAGUAAGUUAUUUUCCACCUUAUCAAACGCUACAAAAUCUAUAUCAAGAAAUGGAAAAGGUUAUAAUGGAUUGGAUGCAUUUUACCUCUUGUUGGAUAAUCAUGGGUGAUUUUAAUGCAAGAAUUGGUAACUAUAAUGAUUCCUAUUAUAAGGGUAAUAAUCAAACAAUUUAUAACUUAAGAAAUAGUCAUGACUCUGGUAGUAAUCCUAAAGGGAAUCUAUUAUUAAAUUUCGUUAAAAAUUAUGAUUUAUACAUUCUUAAUGGUCGUACAAAAGAAGACUAUCCCGGUAGGCAUACUUUUAUGUCAUCAAGAGGAGCAUCGGUAAUUGAUUACAUAAUGUGCUCUGAAGCCAUACUAGAUUAUUGUGAAGAAUUUAAAGUAUUAGACCACGACCUAUCUGACCAUUUCCCUGUACACUUGAUUAUUAGAGAUGAUUCAAUCAAAUCAAAAUAUGAAAAGGCAAGAAUUAAAGAGAAAGAGCAGGUUGCGAAAGACAGAUUUAAAUUAAGAAAGUUUGAAACUGAAAUAGGAGGAAGAAUCAAGUUAAUUGAAAAAAUGGAGACUAAUGAACUAUAUGAUAGUUUAAUAAAAAUAUUUAAUGAAUAUAAGAUAGAACCAAAUCAUUAUAAGAAUAGAUAUUCAAAUAAAAUAAAAUCCAAAUUUAAGCAGGAUUGGUUUGAUAUGGAAUGCUACAGAGCAAAGAGAAGAAAGGAAACUAAAUUAACAACUUUCCGCAGAAGCAACAAAUUUUUUUGGUUGACUGUGAAAAACUACCGUUUGAGGAAAGGUUAUGAAAAACAAGAUACUAUUGGGUUUGAUAAAUGGAUCAAGUUUUUUGGAAAAAGACAAUUAACUAAUAUUAAUUUUUAUACAGAUCAAGAACAGAUAGGUUUGGACAGGGAGGAGAGGAUAAUAAAUAUACCAAUUCAGGCCUCAGAAAUGAUAAAAACUAUUAACAAACUAAAAGAAACCACGGCCACAGGUCCUGACUCAAUUCCCAAUUGUUUAUUAAAAAGACUACCACCUGAAGCAAUUGACUUAAUAGCGCUUAGCUUUAAUUACAUGUAUGAAAAUAAUAAAUAUCCAGAUUCAUGGAAGUAUGCUGAACGCAUACUUUAA